ACUGCCGUAAAAAACACAGGAGAAGAAGAGGGGCUCUGGGCUGUGAUAUGAAGUUUUCUUCACCAUAACAACAAAAGCUGUUUGCUUCAAUAUAAAAAAAAAUCAUAGAGCCAAAAUAGCAGUUAUAGCUUACAUAUUAAUUUGUGAGAAUGUCAGAUUUGGAGGCGCAAGUAGGCUCCAUUUUGGAGAUAAUGAUCAACGCGACUGUCACAGAAAUGACCAAAGUUAUCGGCGGCUGUGAUUCAAUACGUCCAGAAGCGGCACCGUGUAGCGUUACGACUGAAAACACACAAGGGUCAUCGGACGAGAAGGUGAUCCGGCUCAGUGUCUUCAUGACAUCACUGGCUCAAGAAGCUGUGGAGAAAAUCUGCCAGCUUUUCCACGAAUGUUCCUCCCUGCUCCAGUUAGAAGUGAGGCAGGAUGUGGCAGAGAUCGAGGACCUGAGGAGGAGACUGGAGGUGGCCGAGACGGAGCUCAAGCUGGUGCUGGAGGGAAACGGAGGCCAGAAGGAAGCGGAUGAGCUGACGGAGGGAGGCGGCGGGCAGAAGGAGGGGAAGAGAGCUCCGGCUAACGGAGCAGAAGGAGAGGCUGUCCCGACCGGUCAGCGAUCGGGGAGGAAGAGUCGCAGAGUCGUGACUAGUGGUGAUGCCGGAGUGAAGAGAUCGCCCAUCAUUCACCUGUGGAAAGGCAGAGCUUAUGAGGACACUGUCCAACCGGUGAUUAUAAAGGAAGAGGGAUUGGAGGCAUUUGCUGACCAGGCUUCUUCUGAUUCUGGUCAGAACAGAGACGACCCAGGCCAAGAUGAUGACGAUGACCCAGACUACCAGUUGGAGCCAGACGAUCCAGAUGAUGGUGACCCGGGAUUCACCACCAGACCCAAACGCGUUGUAAAGCCCAAGUCCCACCGAGGGCGAGUGAAGAGUCAGAACCAGCAAACUCUGAGCUGCAAACACUGCAGGAAAACCUUCACCAAGCUGCACCAGCUCAAAGCCCACCAGGCCGUCCAUGGCGCCAACACAGAGAAGCCCUUCCACUGCUCUCAGUGCGACAGAGGCUUUUCAUUCCAGCGAAGCCUCAACGCACACAUGCUGCUUCAUACAGGUGAGAGACCGCACACCUGCGAUGUUUGUGGGAAGGGUUUCACCUUGAAGCAGCUGCUGAGGAACCACCAGCGUCUCCAUGCUGAAGUCCGGCCGUUUCGCUGUGAACAAUGCGGCAAGAGCUUCUAUCGAGCCCACGGCCUGAAAAUGCACCAAAUGGUCCACACGGGCGAGCGGGCCUACAACUGUCAGUACUGCAACAAAAGCUUCACAAUACAAGGUAACCUGCAGCGCCACCUGCGCAUACACACGGGGGAGAAGCCGUUCAGGUGCGAGACUUGCGGCAAAAGCUUCAACCAGGCCGACACUCUGAAAGGCCAUCAGAGGAUACACACCGGCGAGCGUCCCUUCAGCUGCGAGACCUGCGGCAAGUGUUUCAUCCAGAAGAGUGCCUUGAAAAUGCACCAGAAGACCUCUCACCCAGGCGAGAACUCGCUGGCCUGCGUGGCAUGCGGCACCACGGCGGCCUGCGUCGACUCUCUACGUAAACACCUCCAGACACACGCGUCGACUAUCCCGUGUAUGUGCGUGAUCUGCGGCCGGCGGCUCAGCUCCAUCACCGACCUGCGCUUGCACCAGCAGCACCACACGGUGGACAGGCCUCACAGCUGCAGCCUCUGCGGGAAGAGCUUCAAGUCAUCCAGUUACCUGAAGAUCCACCUGAAGACGCACAGCGGGGAGAGGCCCUUCUCUUGCGACAUCUGCGGUCGCAUGUUUACACAGCACAGCAGCCUUAAAUCACAUCAGGUGGUGCACACAGGAGAGAAACCGUUCAGCUGCGACACAUGCGGGAAAUGUUUCAGCAGCACCGGCAACCUGAACAGACACCAACGCAUCCACACUGGGGAAAAGCCCUUCAGCUGCGACACGUGCGGACGCAGCUUCAACCAGGGCAACAGCCUGAAGGCCCACCAGCAGAUACACACCGGGGAGAAACAGUUCAUGUGUGACAAGUGCGGGAAGAGUUUCUCCUACCUGAGGAACCUGAAGGACCAUAAGUGUUUUUAUGUCUGAAGCUGAAACUGUGAUGAGGUGUCUGCCCUGGUGGCAGAGCGGCCAGCUAAGCUCUUCUGUAGCUGUACAGGAAUAAAUUAAGGGAUGGGAAAGGAAUGAGCUCGCAGUGAAAGGUGAUUAUGAAGUUUCAUUGCUAAGCUAUCUUCAAGGAAAGCAGUGGGAAUAGAUGUGUGGAUGUGGAUGAUGUCAGAUGACUGAGCAAAUGAAUAAACAACCUUUAGUUGUGUGAAAAAGCGAGGUUGAGACGGUUACUGUGAAGGUUCGAGUGCGUACCUUUUUGUGUUUUAAAUUUAGGUGUUUGCCAGACACUGUUAUUCAGACAAACAGUAAAUGUGAUAUUAGGUAAAACAACAUUUAAAAGCAAGAAAACUGUAGGGAUUGCACAUAAUAAUCCUAAAAUCAUGUCAGAAAGAACUGCUGCAGAAAAUAGUCAGAACUCAGAAGAGCAGUCAGCGGUAUUAUGUGAAUUUGGAAGGAGCACAUGUCAUCCUAAAUCUAAAUCAUGCAUACAGAAAGACAAAAUGCAGCAUUUAUUUGUGGGGAAAAAGUGAAAAUUCCUAUUCCCAAAAUAUCACAGUGUGACUCAAGAGCCUUUUAGUCCUUUAAUCCGAAUACAUUUGUAGCUGGCAGAUGUUAGAGAUGCGUCACUCUGGAUGAAAGUUGUCGUUAUGAAAAUUACAUUCAGCUACUGCACCUUUUUCUCAUCUUAUUAUACUGAAGCACUGAAAUAAAAUCCACCGUUGUUAUUUUCAGUUUUAACCUCUGGUAUUAUUAAUAAAAGCUCAACAAGUGAGACUUGUUAACACCACAGAAAAACAUAUUCCUCUUUAAUGAUCAGCUGUAUGUGCUUUUAAAAAUGUUCCCUUAAAAUGAAACUGACUGAACACUGUUUACUAAGAGUUGAUCUGUAUCUUUUAUUUUUGUGCCACUUACAGACCUCAUUAACAGCCUUUUACUUUUUUUUUUUUUGAAAAGAAGUUUCAUUGCACACAAGAUCUAAAACUUCAUUUUUCGGCCCCAUUGUGGCAAACAGAUUAAAAACUUAACAAGCGAUUUUAAAUGCUUUCAGAGUUUUACUAGAGUGCGACUUGUGCCAAAACGUCAGACGUAUGAAGAGUCUCACAAGCCACAAAUGAAAUUUAUCAUUAUCAUGCCGGCAGCUGUUAAAUUCUUACAAGGAUCUAAACUGUAAAAUCUGUGACAUUAAAAAGUACAAGUGACUGAUUUUAUUGUAUUUAUCUUUUUUUUUUUGUAAUUCUUAAACAACCGUGUUGAAGUUGUAAAACUGAUAUUUAUAAUGGUUUAACUAUAGAAGUGCUUUCCAGUCUUCAUCUGAUCACCGACAGAGAUUUCUUUUGGAAACAAAGUUGCCUUGUGUGCAUUAGAAGAACUGAUGUGCUGAUUGAGAACAUGACAGAUACAGAAACAGAUAUUUUCUAAGUAUGUUUCAUCUGUAACUUCGCUUGUGGAGUGUACAUUUGUUAUAUCUCAGCUUUGUAACUGUGAGUCUAAUUGAUAAACAUUGACAUUGAAA
Thunnus maccoyii (southern bluefin tuna) is the source of this 3648-nucleotide messenger RNA. RefSeq names its product gastrula zinc finger protein XlCGF26.1-like. Gene Ontology annotation, biological process: regulation of transcription by RNA polymerase II. The transcript is spliced from 8 exons. Gene Ontology annotation, molecular function: RNA polymerase II cis-regulatory region sequence-specific DNA binding; DNA-binding transcription factor activity. The coding region runs from base 150 to 2114 and encodes 654 amino acids. The record is from RefSeq and is a predicted model, not a curated record. NCBI's taxonomy places the organism in Eukaryota, Metazoa, Chordata, Actinopteri, Scombriformes, Scombridae.